Molecule: messenger RNA, 1252 nt
Organism: Xenopus tropicalis (tropical clawed frog)
Lineage: Eukaryota; Metazoa; Chordata; Amphibia; Anura; Pipidae
Gene: ssr2
Product: signal sequence receptor, beta (translocon-associated protein beta)
Cellular component (GO): membrane; endoplasmic reticulum membrane; endoplasmic reticulum
Source: RefSeq, marked provisional
GGCGGAGCUUGCUGGUCGCUCAGUUGAGCUGUGGAAGCCGGCAGGAUGAAGUCCAUAUUUCUGGCGCUUUUGGGCCUGUUGGUGGUGGUGAGGUGCGAGGAAGGGGCCCGGUUGCUGGCGUCCAAGUCUCUGCUGAACAGAUACGCCGUGGAAGGGAAAGAUCUGACUCUGCAGUACAACAUCUACAAUGUUGGCUCCAGUGCUGCGCUGGAAGUGGAGCUGUCCGACGACUCCUUCCCCCCUGAGGAUUUUGGGAUUGUGUCGGGAAUGCUGAGCGUGAAGUGGGACCGAAUUGCUCCCGCCAGCAAUGUCUCUCACACCGUGGUUCUCAGGCCGCUGAAAGCUGGAUACUUUAACUUCACCUCAGCCACAAUCUCUUACCUGGCCCAGGAAGGCGGGCAAGUAGUGGUCGGAUACACCAGCGCACCUGGACAAGGAGGGAUCCUAGCCCAGCGGGAAUUCGACAGGCGCUUCUCCCCACAUUUUCUGGACUGGGCAGCUUUCGGGGUGAUGACUCUCCCAUCCAUCGGAAUCCCCCUCCUCCUGUGGUUCUCGAGCAAGAGAAAGUACGAUACUCCCAAACCCAAGAAGAACUAAGGCAAACCCAUCGACCGGAUUGGCUCAGGCCACAUGUAGCCCAGCCGACUCGCAGUCACAGCGGGAUCGACUCAUCCACUGCGCAUUGAAACAAAAUAUCCGCCGUUACGUGAUCUGGAACCCCCGGGUAGGGCAAACGGGGUGUGGUGCCUCUGCUCAUGGUACUGACUUUGUUCUACUAGAACUGCCUUGCCCUUCCUGUCCCAAAUAUCCCUUUAUAUCAUGUUCUGAUUAAACGAUCCAAUUACCCGAGCUCCGUGCUGGAUGUGCCAUUGGGAGUAGAUACAGGUUGCCCAAUUCGGGUGGGGCGCUGCCAGAUCCUUCCUUAUAGAUCUCUAUUUUCUGGGUUCUAAGUAUAUUAUUUUAAAUCUGAUUGGUGGGCAAUUAUGCAGCCGGUACAUCCCAAGCUGUGAUUGGCAGGACAGGAUUUUUUAAAUACAAAUAAAUUCCUAUCAUUUUCAUAUUCCACCCCCCUUUUCUAUUGGACAUGCAGUUACAUGUGAGAGCCGAGACUGCGUUCUGUUGUACACUAGCGGCCCGCAGCAUUCCUCUCACUACAUGGAAUUCAAUGUACACAGGACGUCGCCUUUGUAUGUUCCCAAAUUUGGACAGCCGCGUGUUAUCAGGGACUGGUUUUCUAAUAAAAAAAUAAAAA